Molecule: messenger RNA, 1470 nt
Organism: Meloidogyne enterolobii
Lineage: Eukaryota; Metazoa; Nematoda; Chromadorea; Rhabditida; Meloidogynidae
Source: the annotation of a GenBank genome assembly
UUGCUAAAAACACCCACUUUCUUUUUUACUCUCUUGUUUUUUUGUGAUUUUCUUGUUUUAUUUAAGCCUCAUACUUUUAGUUUUUCAAAGGCCACGAUUUUUUGCGCAUUGAAUGAUUAGGGAGAAUGAAAAUGAAAGGAGGGGAGUUGGUGUUUGUGAUUAAAUGAUUCGGUUUCAUCUUUCAAAAGUCUAGAGAUUAAGAGGAUUUGAAUGUAGGCGUAUUUUUUGAGAGAUUAGCCUCUCCCAAAAUUUUUGGUUACGGUCGUUUUUAAAAUAUAGAUUCGGACUCGAAUGGAUUAAAUAAGGAAAUUAGAGUCGCAUAAAUAAGAAAAAACGGCAAAAGAGCGAAUAAAACAUGAGAGAGUGCGAGACAACGAGAGGAAAUUUUUAUCGGUGCAUUUGAUCCCUUAAAACUGCACUCAACUGGUACUUCAUAAUUUAUGUUCGAAAAUCAAAAAUGCCAGUCAAUUAUUUGCUCAAAGUUUUAACUGAAAUUUUUUUACGUCCUUUAGAGCCAGACGCUCAAUAAAAAAUUCAUUUAAACUUAAUUUGUUUGUCUAAUAUAUUUUAGUUGUUAAUCCUUAAAUUGUUCGUGUUCUUUUAGUGCAUUAUUUGUUAAAAAAUAAUUUUUUCUUUUUUAAUUUUAGAUUUUAAAUAUUUUUACUUAAUUUAUUUUUUUCUUCAUCAAAAAUGCUUCCAACUCAACAACCAGGCGUCAGUGUAUCAAGCGCUCCUGCAUUAUCACCUAAUAAAUCAAUUAAACAACGACAACGCCAGAGGACUCUUAAUGAACAAUUGGACCUUUUAGACAGACAAUUUUGUGUGGAAGUUGAUGUUCAGAUGGCAAAUAGAAUGGAUUCUAUUUCUGUUAGCACGCCGUCUUCGAAAGACUUUUAUAAGCAAAAAGGUGUUAACAAGAUGUUUUCUAAAUCGCUUGAUGGUGUUUUUCAGCCUGAUGACCUUUCACAAUCGCCAUACAGCCCACCGACUAAGACUUCUCGUAUUCAAAAUUUCUUUCGUUAUUAUUCGCCUAAUCCAGUUACUCAACAUCAGGCUUUACACAAGGGCCAUUAUGGAGGUAAACACUCUCCUUUUGAUUUUUCCACUUCAGCACGUCCAUCAAUGACAAAUGUUAUGCAUGCCCAGCAGUCUAAAUCAAUAAGUGAUUUUGGACCUAGUUCUUUUGGAUCAAGAAUUGUGUUGAUUCCUCCAACAACUGAAAAUGCUGCUGGAUGUAAGACUGCUCUUUUGAUUAAAAACGAGGUAUUCUUUAAAUAAAUUUGGGAGGGUGUCAGUCCUAAAAAUCGAAAAUAUAUUUUUAAAAAAUGUAUGAUUGCGUGUUUCCAGAGAGGUGUUUGGGCCAGAAAAAUUAUUUUGCGUGUAAAAAGUUCCCUCCGCUAAGUAAACUUUUUUUUGUAUAAUAUUAUUGUAAACAAAUAUAGCUACAAAAUAAGGCAAAAAAAAUUUUUU